Pseudovirgaria hyperparasitica is the source of this 2009-nucleotide messenger RNA. Its product is annotated as acetyl-CoA synthetase-like protein. Gene Ontology annotation, molecular function: CoA-ligase activity. The record is from RefSeq and is a predicted model, not a curated record. Gene Ontology annotation, biological process: secondary metabolic process. The transcript has 4 exons. The coding region runs from base 164 to 1849 and encodes 561 amino acids. Lineage: Eukaryota; Fungi; Ascomycota; Dothideomycetes; Acrospermales; Acrospermaceae.
CGCAUCGCCAGCCGUCCUAGUCGGAAACGUCACCUUAGAAGUUAAUUACUAUAUUUGGGCUGUUUCUUGAACUUGAAGCUUGCUUCAUUCUCAAGUGACUGCCACUGCUCAUAAAGCAAGAAAGGCUUGUUCCAUAUCAAGUCCUUUCGGGUGUUCGAUCAAUAUGGCGAGUACAGCGCAUACCACGGCCAGCGGUACAAUUUACCAUCCGGCGGAGACAUUCGAUAUUCCCCGAUUGGACUUAUUGUCCCUUCUAUUUGACUCGAAAUGCACCGAUUCUCAAGAAGACACUGUCAUACAUGCAUCUGCUGCCAAUCCAUCUAUCGCGUUAACCAAAGCCGAAUUGAGAACACAAACCCGUCGAACUGCUCACAUGCUCCGCAGCACCUACGGCAUUGGUGCGAACGGACCUAACAAAGACAUUGUCACAGUAGUCUCAACCGGCAGCCAAUUCGUCCCACUCCUCUUCUACGGUAUAAUCGCCGCCGGUGGCGUGUUCUCUGCUGUCAGCCCUGCAAGCACCACAUCCGAACUCGCCCGCCUUAUCUCCACCGCAGGAAGCAAAUGCAUCAUCUGCAACGAAGCCACCAAAGAUCUCACCAUUCAAGCCGCCGGUGAAGCCGAUCUACCGUACGACUCAGUAUGUGUCAUCAGCGAGGGUGCCACAUGGAGUGUUCGCAAGCUCGGACACGAGCAGAAUCUUAUCACCACACAGGAGCUCGAUUGGCAGCGCAUCACAGAUCUGAAGACACUCGAGGAGAGCUUGAUUGUGCUAAUUUAUUCGAGCGGCACCACAGGCCUGCCCAAAGGCGUGUGUCUCUCGCACACCAAUCUUGUCUCGGAAGCCGUCGUAACUCUCGAACUCACGAAGAAGCGCUACAAGAUAGUCGGCAAGGAGAACUUCCAGUAUCGCACUCUGGCCCAUUUGCCCAUUGCUCAUAUUGCGGGCAUUCAGGGGUACUUCAUUAACCCUUUUUAUAUGAACGGAACGACAUAUUGGAUGUCCAAGUUUUCUUUCCCCGAGUUUCUUGAGUACAACAAGAAAUAUAGGAUCACGUUCUUCUUCACUGUACCACCUAUCUAUCUACUCAUUGCCAAAAGCCCUCUGGUCAAGGAUCAUUUUGAUACAUUGGAGCACGCAGUUAGUGGAGCGGCGCCCCUGGGCAAAGAGUUACAGUAUGCAGCUAGUGCGAAGUUAGGGAAAGGGAAAACGUUUGUGAGUCAAACAUGGGGGUUAAGUGAGACUACGGGGAGUAUCACGGCUAUGCCGUAUGGUUUGAAUGAUGAUACAGGCAGCGUGAGUAGCUUGGUGCCGAACUGCUAUGCGAGAGUUGUCGACGAAACCGAGAAAGAUGUACCCGUCGGCGAGCGCGGUGAGCUCUGGGUUAAAGGCCCGGUCGUGACGAAGGGCUACUACAGUAAUGCUGAUGCAAAUGCUGACGCAUACACUGAUGGCUGGUUCCGCACUGGUGACAUCGGCUACUUCGCCAACGGGCUUUUCUACUGCGUUGAUCGCAUGAAGGAACUCAUAAAAUACAAAGGCCUCCAAGUCGCCCCCGCUGAGCUCGAAGCCUUGCUCCUCACGCAUCCGCUUAUCGCUGACGCCGCCGUUAUCGGUAUCACCACUGAGGACGGCACAAAUGAACUCCCGCGAGCCUAUGUCGUUGCAGAUAAUUCCGCCAUUAGUGAAAUGGACAUCAAAGACUGGGUGGCAACUAAGGUCGCUGGCCAUAAGCAAUUGAGGGGUGGUGUAGUAUUCGUGGACGUGAUACCGAAGAGUCCGUCGGGGAAGAUCCUGAGGAAGGACUUGAGGGCACUCGCAAAGAGAGUUGAUGGGGCGAAGCUUUGAGAAUUUUCUAGCAGUAUGGAUUCUGGAUUCGAAUGUAGACCCGCGCCUGGUGAAGAUCGAUGAUGUAAUAUGUCUCCGUAUUCUUGUAGUAGAUAUACUGCUUGUCUUGCUAAGACGAUAGGGUCAGUCCAUACAAGAGCCUCCUUGUCUCUGUGCAUAC